AAGUAAGAUUUUAACUCGAGUAUCCUUAGAAAAACAAAACCUCCUACAACGGCCAAGUGUCUAUGUGUGGAGUGUGUGUGAUAUAGUCCAUCUGCCGUUACAGAGAUUUGAGGUGGCUACUUUGACGAGCACCUGGUCAGAGGGUUCCGAGUUACCUUCAUUCUGAAAAAAGAACGUACGAUAUACUUGUGUGGCCGGAUUCGGCAACGGGCUGCUGCCAGCCGCUGUUUGGUGGUUACAAACCCAUAUUCAAGCGGCAAAGGAUUCUGCAAGGAACGUACGAAAAAGUAACGAUACAUAUUCGAGUUAUAAGUUCAAGUAUCUUCAAUUCAAAUCUUUGCUACAUGUUUGAAUCAUAUUCAACCAGCAAGCAACUAAGUAAUCUGUUAUGAACCAGCUGAAACAAAUCCAUUCUCACACCCUGCGCAAUGGCAUAGAUUUCAACAAAUUCCUAAUCACCAAACUUCUUCAAAUCCCCAACAUCCCUUACGCCCACAAGCUGUUCGACCUUAUUCCUCAACCAAGUGUCUUCCUCUACAACAAACUCAUUCAAGCUUUUUCUUCACAUGGCCCGUAUCACAACUGUUUUUCUCUUUACACCCACAUGUGCCUCAAUGGUUGCACCCCUAACCAACACUCUUUCACGUCCCUCUUUGCUGUUUCUGCCUCGCUUAACCUACCGCACCAAGGACAGACGCUCCACGCGCAGUUGGUUAAACUUGGGUACGAGUUUGAUCUCUACGCGUCAACCGCUCUAGUUAACAUGUAUGCUAAACUGGGCUUGUUACCUUCUGCACGCCAAGUGUUUGAUAAAAUGACGAUCAGAGAUGUGCCCACUUGGAACUCUUUAAUUGCGGGGUACGCGAGAAACGGGGAUAUGGAAGGAGCAGCUACACUGUUUGAUGAAAUGCCUGUUAAGAAUGUUGUUUCUUGGACUGCCAUGAUAUCCGGGUACUCGCAGAACGGGAGAUACGCGCAUUCUCUCAAGUUGUUUAUGGAAAUGGAGAAGAUGAAAGAUUUGCAACCGAAUGAAGUGACGAUAACUAGCGUUCUUCCGGCCUGUGCGAGUCUUGGAGCGUUGGAGGUGGGACAAAGGAUUGAAACGUACGCAAGGGCACGAGGGUACUUUAAAAACUUAUUUGUGUGCAAUGCAUUGCUGGAAAUGUAUGCGAAAUGCGGUAGGAUUGAUAAAGCUACGGCGAUAUUUGAAGAAAUUGGCACAAGGAGGAAUUUAUGCUCUUGGAAUACUAUGAUCAUGGGUUUGGCUGUUCAUGGAAAAUCUAAUGAAGCCCUUAAACUUUUCCACCAAAUGCUGUCAGAAGGCGUGCCACCGGAUGAUGUCACGUUUGUGGGAGCAAUCCUUGCGUGCUCUCAUGGAGGGAUGGUGAACAAAGGGAGAGAGAUAUUCAAAUCAAUGGAGAAUAAGUUUUCGAUAACUCCGAAACUCGAACACUACGGAUGCAUGGUUGAUCUUCUCGGGCGAGCUGGACGACUGCAAAACGCGUAUAAUCUUAUCCAAACCAUGCCAAUGGAACCAGACUCGGUAGCUUGGGGGACUCUGCUAGGCGCGUGUAGUUUCCAUAACAAUGUUGAGUUAGCCGAGAUUGCAGCCAAACAUCUAUCCAAGCUAGAGCCAUGGAAUCCGGGCAAUUAUGUGAUUUUAUCGAAUAUAUACGCGAAUACAGGGAGGUGGGAUGGAGUUGCGAAACUAAGAAAGACGAUGAAGGGUUCUCAAAUCACAAAGGCGGCCGGGUAUAGUUUCAUUGAAGAAGGAAGUCAAGUUUAUAAGUUCAUUGUUGAUGAUAAAUCACAUCCAAGAUUUCAAGAAAUUUAUGGUAUAUUAAAUGAACUUUCUUUAAAGAUGAAGGCGCGUUAUGAAGACGAUGCCACUAUUUUUGAAUGUUUUAGCUAAUGUAUGAUCACAGACGUAAUUACAUUUUUUUAUCUAAUUGUUGCAUAAACUGUUCUACAAAACCCGAUUAAACAAAACGUGCACAAUCUAUUUGACAUAAGGUACUAAAACACAUACUUAUGCUAUCUUUACUUUUGCGGUCCUUUUUCUACUCCUUGCGACAAUUUUCAGCAGCUCGUCGAUAAGAAUUACGGGUGAUGAAACCAAGAUGACCAAAACCCAUUCGUCGAAACCCAAAGGAA
Molecule: messenger RNA, 2154 nt
Organism: Helianthus annuus (common sunflower)
Lineage: Eukaryota; Viridiplantae; Streptophyta; Magnoliopsida; Asterales; Asteraceae
Product: pentatricopeptide repeat-containing protein At5g08510
Exons: 2
Coding region: 389-1912 (507 amino acids)
Biological process (GO): RNA modification
Molecular function (GO): protein binding; RNA binding
Source: RefSeq, a predicted model, not a curated record